AUGAUGUAAUUAGAACUCUAGCUAAUAUCUGUAAUCAUUCUUUUUAUUUUUAACAAUAACAAUAAGAUCUACUUUAAUCAUUAAAAUUUCAUAAAUCUUGACUUUUUUGAAAUUUUUUAUAAAAGUCAUCGUUUUACUCACAUAUAAUGA
Paramecium sonneborni is the source of this 150-nucleotide messenger RNA. Lineage: Eukaryota; Ciliophora; Oligohymenophorea; Peniculida; Parameciidae. The record is from the annotation of a GenBank genome assembly.